AUGCCAUUUGUAAUUUCUUCAAUACUAUGGGUAGCCCUUGAUACUACCAAUGCAAUUAAUGUUUGCGAUAUGUCAUGUAUUGUAGAACCUUCAAUGGGUUUACUAUUAGUGAUUGGUGGGUCCAUGGUGGCAAUUCGAAAUUAUAAAGGAUUUCAAGUUUACAAUUUUAACUCGAAUGUUUGGAAUGAUUGGAACGAAUAUAAAAUUUUAAUUGGAUAUCCUAAGGAAAUCGGUAUCAGAAUUUUCCAACCUCGAUCCAUUUUGAUCGAAUUGGGAAUUGUACUCAUCUGGGGUGGAAAACGUUAUAAUUCUACUAGUCAUGUUAUUUAUAGGUUAAAUAUGAAAGUAAUGCCAUGGAAAUGGGAACCGAUCUCUUAUAAUAUGAUGACUGUUCUAAACUCUGUUGGAAUUGCUCGUUCAAGGGAAAGAGUGUUCAUUUUCGGUGACAUAGAAAAACUUCAUACAGUCAAUCCAAUUCAAGAAGAAGGGCUCCUGAUGGAUUUAUUAUAUAUUUAUAAUAUUACAGAAUCUCAAAUUCUUUUACCAGGAUACCAACUUUCUUUUGCUUUUACUCAUUCAGUAACAGAUGGGUAUCGUGCAGCAGGUGUUCAACCUCCUGGAUCAGAUGUAGUAUUGAUAUAUGGAGGUGUUACUUAUCAAAAUUCCAGUUUGCCUCAGACAGGUAAUACAUCUGACAUGAUGUUAGUAUAUAACAUGAUUCUUCGUUUAUGGAUGGACACUGUAAAUCUUGUGACAGAUGUUUCAACCAAUAAUUUUGCUUUUUUGGCAGAAAGUUAUCUAUCUACAUUAAAUCCUUUAAACCCUUCAAUAACUAAUUGUACUUCAAAUCCUCAACAUCUUUAUUGGCCAAUAGAGGCAAUUAUUAUUGCACUUAUACUUGGCACUAUUAUAAUUGGUUGCAUUAUUGUUAUAAUUUAUCUAAUCAAAAGACAGACCCUCUAG
Molecule: messenger RNA, 963 nt
Organism: Cetraspora pellucida
Lineage: Eukaryota; Fungi; Glomeromycota; Glomeromycetes; Diversisporales; Gigasporaceae
Source: the annotation of a GenBank genome assembly